Capsicum annuum is the source of this 1267-nucleotide messenger RNA. Its product is annotated as transcription termination factor MTEF1, chloroplastic. The transcript has 3 exons. The coding region runs from base 230 to 1204 and encodes 324 amino acids. NCBI's taxonomy places the organism in Eukaryota, Viridiplantae, Streptophyta, Magnoliopsida, Solanales, Solanaceae. Gene Ontology annotation, biological process: regulation of DNA-templated transcription. Gene Ontology annotation, molecular function: double-stranded DNA binding. The record is from RefSeq and is a predicted model, not a curated record.
CAUUCAAUCACUUGCCCCCUCCCCCUUUCUUCCUAAAUCAAAGAAAAUUUUGAAGAUAACACAAAUUGCCAUCUCACUCACAUCCCCUUAUCCAUUUUUCAUCUUCCACACCACUUAUACAAAUUCCCUCACACCCCCAAAUCCUCCAUUUUCAUAACCUUCAAUCCCCACAACAUUAACAACAACAACAACAUCAACAACAAAACAUCAUGUGACAAAAUCAAAAAACAUGCAAGAAACUCUCCACCUUUCUUGUCCUUCUCCUUUUUCACUUCCCAAAUCCUCAAUUUCUCCAAAAUCCUUCAAACCCUCCACUCUUUCUUUCCCUCAACACCCAAUAGGACCAAAACCACCCACCCACAUUACCCCCCUCCCUACGCCACCCCCACCCCCACCCCCACCCCCACCCACCCCUAUUCAAGAAAAGCUCCUCUUCUUGGAUUCUCUUGGUAUAGACUCAUUACAUUGCCUUACUUCACAACCGCUUAUUGUAUCUUCCUCAUUAUCCGACAUCAAAGCUAUAAUCGACUUCCUUAAUUCGAUUCAUCUCACGGUUCUUGAUAUUCGAAGAGUUCUCCACAUGUGUCCGGAGAUUUUAACCAUCCCUCUCUCCACCACCUUACGACCAGCUGUCACUUUCUUGCUCCGGGAAGUCAAUGUGACAGGAGAAAAACUCCCGGGAGUUCUAAGACGACGACCCCAUUUGCUGACAAAGUGUGUAGAGAAGAAUCUAAGACCAACCCUUUACUUCUUGCAAGGUAGUAUUGGCAUUGAAGACGUUUCAAAGUGUGCUAGUUUGCUUUCUUGCGACGUGGAGGGUAAGUUUAUACCGCGUUUGGAUUACUUUCAGAGAAUUGGGUUUGCGAGAAGAGAUGCUAAAGUGAUGUUUAGGAGGUUUCCUUCAUUGUUUUGUUAUAGUAUUGAGGAGAAUUUGGAGCCGAAAUUCGAUUACUUUGUGGUGGAAAUGGGGAGGGAGUUGAAGGAGUUGAUUGAGUUUCCGCAGUAUUUCUCGUUUAGUUUAGAGAAUAGGAUAAAGCCAAGGCACAAAAUGUGUGUUGAGAAAGGUGUGUGCUUGUCAUUGCCCGUGAUGUUGAAGUCCUGUGAAUCGCGAUUUCGUGAUAGGUUGGAUGUUUGUUGUAGCUCUUCUAUGCCGGUGAGACAAUCUCCGUUUUGGUAUAGAAAAUUUGAUCAUAAUGUAACGUAGAUUGAGCUCAAAAAUAUUGCCCAUUUUGUUUAUAAAUAUAUAUUGUUGAUGAUCAUUUUAUUG